This is a messenger RNA of Oldenlandia corymbosa var. corymbosa, 3083 nucleotides long. Lineage: Eukaryota; Viridiplantae; Streptophyta; Magnoliopsida; Gentianales; Rubiaceae. The record is from the annotation of a GenBank genome assembly.
UUCGUUUAGAGUCCGAGCUUGGAUUUCAUCAAAUUAAUUUUUCCAUAUAGUAUUACACAUAAAUAAACAUAAUGAAGUACUACCAGAAUAUUAAUGUAGUCUUUCACUUGUGGGCUCUGAUAUUCAUCUCUCUAUCAAUUAUGCAGCUUUGUUCAAGCUGCAUUUUGGAAGAAAAAAAUGCCCUCCUUUAUUUCAAAUCUUCCAUAACUGAGACCAAAUAUCCUCAUCUUGUUCUUCCCUCUUGGAUAAAUCAGAAUGCAGUCGGUAAUUGUUGCAACUGGGAAGGGGUCAAAUGUAGUGAUACGAUUGGAAGUAUUGUUGAACUCCAGCUUCCUUUUCUUGAUCAGAAUAUUCAUGAUUUAUAUCCUAGUUAUGAUUAUAAAUGGUUCCUAAACUUGAGCAGUUUGGUCCCUCUCAAGAACCUCAAGGUCUUGAACUUGAGUCAUAAUGAAUUUGGAAACAAUGGAUUUGAUUGUGAAGGAUUGGAUAAUUUCAAGGAGCUCGAAUUGUUGAAUUUGGAUUCGAACUACUUCAGCAAUGAAAUAUUUUACUGCAUUAAGGCGAUUUCUCCCCUUAGAAAAUUGUCACUUUUUGGAAAUAGGUUAAAGGGAUUGUUUCCUUCAGAAGGUAACUAACUAUUCCGCGGGUUGUUUUUCUUCUAUAUCGUAUAUUUUUCCGCGAUAUGAUACAGUUAACAUCAGAACAUGUUUGCUAACUUAGAAGAUAAUCUUAAAUGUGUAUAUUUUUUGGACAUGCAGAAAUUUGUAGCAUGAGGAAUCUAGUUGAACUUCGCUUAUCGUGUAAUGAGUUAAGUGGGAAUGUUCCUCCAUGUCUAAGCAAUUUAACCUCUCUCAAGGUUCUUGAUAUCUCAAAAAAUGAAUUUGGUGGGAGCAUAUCCCCUCUUGCGAUCACCAGCCUCGUACUCCUUGAAUACCUCUCUCUUUAUGGCAACCAUUUUGAAGGUUCAUUUCCGGUACGACUAUUUUCCAACCAUUCAAAACUUGAGGUCCUUGAACUUGGACCCUCAAGGAGUGCAUUAUAUGUUGAUUUCAGAGGCUUGGUUCAACCACCUCCUUUUCAGUUGAGAGUUCUCCGUUUAGCCCGAUGCAAUUUGCAUCAUGAGACCCAACCGGUUCUUGAUUUUUUGUUCUACCAAAAAGAACUUAGAAUUCUUGAUCUUUGCACCAAUAAUUUGGUUGGAAAGUUUCCAAAUUGGCUGAUACUAAACAACACCCACUUAGAAGUUCUUAAAGUGGCAAACAACUCGUUUACAGGCUCACUUUUUUCAGAUGGCACGCCAAAUUUGCAAAAUCCUCGGAUGUUCGACUUCUCAGAAAAUGAGCUUAGUGGUGAAAUUCCUCCUGAUAUUGGUUUGUCUAUUCAAACUUUGGAAUACCUGAAUUUGUCAGGAAAUGAUUUCCAAGGAAGUAUACCUCAAUCAUUUGGUAACUUGAAAGUGAUACAUUCUAUCGAUCUGUCAUAUAAUAAUUUUUCUGGGCAAUUACCGUAUCAAAUGGGAACUGGCUGCGUCUCCCUCACUUAUUUGUACUUAUCUAAUAAUAACUUGAGAGGCAAUUUCCCUUCUACUUUGGCGAACUUAACACAUUUGAGAGUUCUUCGCUUGGAUGGAAAUCAUUUUUUUGGAAGAAUUUCACAUGAUUUAUCUUGGAGCCCUUACCUACAAUGGUUGGGAAUGUCGAAUAAUGAAUUACGAGGAGAAUUUCCGAGUUGGAUUGGAAACUUGUCAUGGUUGCAGGUUCUUGACUUGUCACAGAACCAACUAGAAGGUGGACUACCUGAUAGCAUAUGCAGCCUAAGUUUGCUCGAAUUUUUAAACCUCUCUGAAAAUUUGUUCAAUGGAUCCAUACCUCCAUGCAUAAGCCUUCAUAAAUUGAAAUUCCUACACCUACAAGGGAAUCAAAUCACGGGUUCAAUGCCGAGUGCUUUGUUAAAAAAUUCAUAUGACCUAAGAAGUCUUGAUUUUGGACGUAACAAUUUGUCUGGUGGCAUUCCAUAUGAUAUCAUUGCACUCACAAAACUCAGAUUUCUCAUUUUGGGGAGAAAUAAUUUUCAAGGUCAGAUUCCUGUCCACAUUUGUGAUAUGAAGGAAUUAAGAAUUAUAGACUUUUCUCAUAAUCAAUUUUCAGGCCGAAUACCUUCAUGCCUGAGCAAUCUAUCUUUUGGAGUAAACUUGGAUCCCUCUUGUGACAUAUGGAAUACGUAUCACUCUUCUUAUGGAAUAAUGAUGCAUGUAUUUCUGAACAACACUUUGUUCCCCCAAGAUAUCAUUGAUAUUAUGGGAUCAUACGGGACAGAGUAUUUUGUAGCUUCUGAGACGCAAGAAAUAGUCGAGUUCACCACAAAAAGUAGAGCUAAUGUCUAUGUAGGCAACAUUCUGAAUUUUAUGUCAGGACUUGAUUUGUCAUGCAAUCAACUGAUAGGAGAAAUACCAUCUGAGUUGGGUGAUCUUUUUGGAAUUCGGGCAAUAAAUUUGUCAUGCAAUCACUUGCAAGGUUCUAUUCGAUCAAGUCUCGCGAUGUUGAAGUUUAUGGAGAGUUUAGAUCUUUCUUACAACAAUCUCAGCGGUAAAAUUCCUAAUGAACUCACGGAUCUGAACUUCUUAUCUAUGUUCAACGUGUCAUAUAACAAUUUGUCAGGCGUCACACCAAAAACUGGAGAGUUUGCAAAUUUCGAUGAGAGCAAUUAUAAAGGAAAUCCAUAUCUUUGUGGAUCACUCUUCCAAAGACAAUGUGGAAGUAUUACUGGUACAACUGAACAUGGCAAUGAUGAUAAGAUUGAUAUGGUGACCUUUUUUUGGAGCUUCUUGGCAUCAUUCAUUACUGUGUUAGCUACUUUAGUUCUCUCUUUAUAUCUCAGCCCUAAUUAUAGAAGAACAUUGUCAGUUCUUAUAGACAUAUGGAUAUUACCAAGGUUCUACAGUUGGUAUGUAUCUCAAGGACAAUUCUAAAACCUCUUUAUAAAGUCAAGGUUCUGAAAAAAAAAAUGCAAACAAGUUUUAGUAUAAUUAAAAGUUUAAAUGUUCUACAUAUCAGUUGAUACGUAUAUUAUUAGCUACUCGCAAA